CCCUACCCUCUCUGUCCAGGGACAUGCUGAUCACCAGCUUGGACGCGGCCAGCACCUUCGAGGAGCUCUGUGAGGAAGUCAGAGACAUGUGCAGCCUCCGCCAGGGGCAGCCGCUCACCCUCAAGUGGGUGGACAGUGAAGGGGACCCCUGCACCGUGUCCUCCCAGAUGGAGCUGGAGGAGGCCUUCCGCCUGUCCUGUCAACGCAAGGACGAAGGGCUCACCAUUCACGUUUUCCCGAGCAGCCCCGAGCAGCCCGGCAUGCCCUGCCCAGGAGAGGACAAAUCCAUCUACCGCCGCGGAGCCAGAAGAUGGAGGAAGCUGUACCGCGCCAACGGCCAUCUCUUCCAAGCCAAGCGCUUUAACAGGAGAGCGUACUGCGGCCAGUGCAGCGAGAGGAUAUGGGGGCUCGCGCGGCAGGGCUACAGGUGCGUCCACUGCCAGCUGCUGGUCCAUAAACGCUGCCACGUCCUCGUCCCGCUGACCUGCAGAAGGCAUAUGGAUUCUGUCAUGCCUUCCCAAGAACCUGCAGUAGGUGACAAGGACGACGACGUGGACCUUCCUUCCGAGGAGACCGGUGGAAUCACUUACAUCCCUUCCACCCGGAAGCGCGACAGCAUCAAAGAUGACGCCGAGGCCCUCAAACCGGUCAUCGACGGGAUGGACGGGAUCAAAAUCUCUCAGGGGCUGGGGCUGCAGGACUUCGACCUGAUCCGGGUCAUCGGGCGCGGGAGCUACGCCAAGGUCCUCCUGGUGCGGCUCAAGAAGAACGACCAGGUGUACGCCAUGAAGGUGGUGAAGAAGGAGCUGGUGCACGACGACGAGGACAUCGACUGGGUGCAGACGGAGAAGCACGUGUUCGAGCAGGCCUCCAGCAACCCCUUCCUGGUCGGCUUGCACUCCUGCUUCCAGACGACCAGCCGGUUGUUCCUGGUCAUAGAGUAUGUCAACGGCGGGGACCUCAUGUUCCACAUGCAGAGACAGAGGAAGCUUCCGGAGGAGCACGCCAGAUUCUACGCCGCCGAGAUCUGCGUCGCCCUCAACUUCCUACACGAGAGAGGAAUCAUCUACCGGGACCUGAAGCUGGACAACGUGCUGCUGGACGCCGACGGCCACAUCAAGCUAACAGACUACGGCAUGUGCAAGGAAGGCCUGGGCCCCGGUGACACAACGAGCACUUUCUGCGGAACCCCAAACUACAUCGCCCCGGAAAUCCUGCGGGGGGAGGAGUACGGGUUCAGCGUGGACUGGUGGGCGCUGGGCGUCCUGAUGUUCGAGAUGAUGGCCGGGCGCUCCCCGUUCGACAUCAUCACCGACAACCCCGACAUGAACACCGAGGACUACCUGUUCCAAGUUAUCCUGGAGAAGCCCAUCCGGAUCCCGAGGUUCCUCUCGGUCAAAGCCUCCCAUGUCUUGAAAGGAUUUUUAAACAAGGACCCCAAAGAGAGGCUUGGCUGCCGGCCGCAGACCGGAUUCUCCGACAUCAAGUCCCACGCAUUCUUCCGCAGCAUAGACUGGGACCUGCUGGAGAAGAAGCAGGCACUGCCCCCGUUCCAGCCGCAGAUCACCGACGACUACGGGCUGGACAACUUCGACACGCAGUUCACCAGCGAGCCGGUGCAGCUGACCCCCGACGACGAGGACGUCAUAAAGCGGAUCGACCAGUCGGAGUUCGAGGGCUUCGAGUACAUCAACCCGCUGCUGCUCCCCACCGAGGAGUCCGUGUGAGGCGCCCCGCGGACACGUCUGCGGACGACCCCCAACUGUCCUUACCCACAGCGCAUGCAUGCCAGGCCGGCGCCCCCGGCUCGCCGGGGAGGGGGG
Molecule: messenger RNA, 1823 nt
Organism: Pteropus alecto (black flying fox)
Lineage: Eukaryota; Metazoa; Chordata; Mammalia; Chiroptera; Pteropodidae
Gene: PRKCZ
Product: protein kinase C zeta
Exons: 17
Coding region: 24-1727 (567 amino acids)
Biological process (GO): protein phosphorylation
Molecular function (GO): ATP binding; protein serine/threonine kinase activity; protein binding
Source: RefSeq, a predicted model, not a curated record